Girardinichthys multiradiatus is the source of this 6934-nucleotide messenger RNA. RefSeq names its product SPT6 homolog, histone chaperone and transcription elongation factor (gene supt6h). Gene Ontology annotation, cellular component: transcription elongation factor complex. Lineage: Eukaryota; Metazoa; Chordata; Actinopteri; Cyprinodontiformes; Goodeidae. The transcript is spliced from 37 exons. The coding region runs from base 168 to 5420 and encodes 1750 amino acids. The record is from RefSeq and is a predicted model, not a curated record. Gene Ontology annotation, molecular function: nucleosome binding; histone binding; DNA binding. Gene Ontology annotation, biological process: positive regulation of transcription elongation by RNA polymerase II; transcription elongation by RNA polymerase II; mRNA transcription by RNA polymerase II.
AUUCUUCUUCGGGGCGCACAAAUUUACAUUACACUGGAAUUGUCAUCACGCCGCUAGCUCUCGGCCAUUUUUAGUAGUGUAAGCUCAGAAACGCCAAACAACAUAAAGCAGUUUUUAUUAAAAUCACAUUCGGAUUAUAUCAGCACACUGAGACGUGAACAGCAGCCAUGUCAGACUUUAUUGAUAGCGAGGCUGAGGAAUCAGAGGAGGAGUAUGAAGAGAGCGACCUUAAACCUAAGAAGACCCAGAGGUUCUUGGGGGAUGAUGAUGAAGAAGAGGAUGUGGAGAACCCAGAUGACCAGGAUGAGCAUGGAAAUUUACGUGGAUUAAUUGAUGAUGGAGUUGAUGUAGAGGAGGACGAGGAAGAAGAAGCUGAAAAAAGCGCAAGUGGUGGAGGAAGUGACUCAGAGGAGGAAGUAAAGCAUCGGCGUAAAAAGCGUACUUACGAUGAUCGCCUGGAUGAUGAUGAUCUGGACCUGAUAGAGGAAAAUCUUGGUGUAAAAAUGAAAAGGAGGAAGAAAAAAUAUGACCGUGUUAAAACACUGGAGGACGAUGACGAUGAUGAUGAGAAAAAUGUAAUCGCAGACGAGAUCUUUCCUACUGAUGGUGAGGGGGAGCUGGAGGAAGGUGAGGCUGUUGACGAACCCAUUCAACAAGCAGAUGAGGAAGAAGAAGGCGAGGAUGAGGAGUCAGAUAUAGAUGAUUUUAUUGUGGAUGAUGAUGGGCAGCCCAUCACCAGGAAGAGGGGGAAAAAGUUUUCAGGAUACACAGAUGUAGCUCUCCAGGAGGCCCAGGAGAUCUUUGGUGGAGACUUUGACUUUGCUGACUUUGACGCAGACGCUUAUGACCAGGGCGAAGAGGAAGAGGAGGAUCAAGAUGAAGAGAGCUGGGACCGACCCAAGAAACAGACUAAGAGGAGGCAAGGGAGGAAGAGCAUUUUUGAGCUCUAUGAGCCCAGCGAACUGGAAAGCAGUCACAUGACCGACCAGGACAAUGAGAUCCGGUCUACAGAUAUGCCUGAGAGGUUCCAGUUGCGAUCAAUCCCUGUUAAACCUGCCGAGGAUGAUGAGUUGGAAGAAGAAGCGGAGUGGAUCUUCAGACAUGGGUUUUCCACUCUGACCAUCUCCAUGCAGGAGAGCACUGACUAUCUUGAUAGAGGAACAACAACAAACUUCAGCAGGAAAGGGCCCAGCACCAUUGCCAAAAUCAAAGAGGCUCUUAACUUCAUGAGAAAUCAGCAGUUUGAGGUUCCAUUCAUAGCUUUCUACAGAAAGGAAUACGUGGAGCCAGAGCUGAAUAUCAAUGACCUGUGGAAGGUGUGGCAAUGGGAUGAAAAGUGGACUCAGUUGAAGACCCGUAAGCAGAACCUGACCCGUCUGUUCCAAAAGAUGCAGUCCUUCCAGUUUGAGCAGAUAUCCGCAGACCCUGACAAACCAUUGGCUGAUGGCAUUCGUCCUCUGGACACAGCUGACAUGGAGAGGCUGAAGGAUGUGCAGACUCUUGAAGAGCUGAGUGAUGUGUACAAUCACUUUUUGCUCUACUAUGGCCGAGACAUCCCGAAGAUGCAAAAUUCUGCAAAAUCCAAGAAGAAGAAGCUCAAGAAAAUCAAGGAAGUGUCGGAAGAUGGAGAGGAGGAGGAGUUUGAAGUUGAAGAGGAGGAGGAGCAGAAAGGACCUGACCUUAAGCUGGCAUCUCGUAGGGAUAUGUACAGCAUCUGUCAAAGUGUUGGACUUGACGGUCUGGCUAAAAAGUUUGGAUUGACUCCAGAGCAAUUUGGAGAGAAUUUGAGAGACAGUUACCAACGUCACGAGACAGAGCAGUUCCCUGCAGAGCCAUUAGAGCUGGCCAAAGAUUACAUCUGCAGUCAGUUCUCGACUCCUGAGACCGUGCUAGAAGGAACCAGGUACAUGGUUGCCAUGCAGAUUGCUCGGGAGCCCUUGGUCAGGCACGUUCUCCGUCAGACCUUCCAGGAGAGGGCCAAGAUCAACAUCAAACCUACUAAGAAGGGCAAAAAAGAGGUAGAUGAAGCUCAUUUUGCCUAUUCCUUUAAGUAUCUCAAGAAUAAGGCCGUAAAAGAGCUAAAUGGGGAUCAGUUCCUAAAGAUGUGCCUGGCAGAGGAGGAGGGGCUUCUUUCUAUUGAUAUCUGCAUAGAUCUAAUAGGUGUUAAGGGGUAUGCUGGAGACCAGACAUACUUUGAUGAGAUCAAACAGUUUUACUACAGGGACGAGUUCAGCCACCAGGUGCAGGAGUGGAACAGACAGCGAACCUUAGCCAUAGAAAGAGCUCUCAAUCAGUUCCUCUACCCUCAGAUGGCCAAGGAGCUCAAGAGCAAACUGAUCACUGAGGCCAAAGAGAGCAUUGUCAAGUCCUGCUGCCGCCGGUUGUAUAACUGGCUUAAGGUGGCUCCUUACAGGCCCGACCAGCAGGUGGAGGAAGAUGAUGAUCUGAUGGAUGAGAGUCAGGGGAAGGGUAUUCGUGUGUUGGGUGUGGCCUAUGCUCCUAGCAGAGAUACACCGGUUUUCUGUGCUUUGAUCAAUGGGGAUGGAGAGGUGGUGGACUUCCUGCGUUUGCCCUACUUCAUGAAGAGGAGGAAUGCCUUCAGGGAGGAUGAGAGAGAGAAAAAGGCUCAUGAUGUUGAAAAUCUCAAGAGGUUUCUUUCCAGCAAGAAACCUCAUGUGGUUGCUGUCGCUGGAGAAAAUCGAGAUGCUCAGAUGAUCAUGGAGGACAUAAAGAGGACUAUCAGUGAGCUUGAGCAGGAGUCUUCACUGCCUGCCGUAGGAGUGGAGCUGGUUGACAAUGAACUGGCCACGCUGUACAUGAACAGCAAGAAGUCAGAGAAUGACUUCAGGGAUUACCCCCCUUUGCUGCGACAAGCUGUCUCAAUAGCCAGGAAGAUUCAAGAUCCUCUAAUAGAAUAUGCUCAGGUCUGCAGCACAGAUGAAGACAUUCUCUGCCUCAAAUUGCACCCACUGCAGGAGCAUGUGGUGAAGGAGGAUUUGCUUAAUGCUCUUUACUGUGAAUUCAUCAACCGGGUCAAUGAGGUCGGUGUCGAUGUAAACCGAGCAGUUGCCCAUCCCCACACUCAGAGCCUGGUUCAGUAUGUCUGUGGUUUGGGACCAAGGAAGGGUGCCCACCUCCUCAAGAUUUUAAAGCAGAACAAUACACGUCUGGAAAACAGAACGCAGCUGGUCACGAUGUGCCACAUGGGACCCAAAGUUUUUAUCAACUGUGCUGGUUUCAUCAAGAUUGAUACUGCAUCACUCGGGGACAGUACGGACUCCUACAUAGAGGUACUGGAUGGUUCUCGUGUCCACCCUGAGACGUAUGAGUGGGCUCGCAAGAUGGCUGUCGAUGCCCUCGAGUAUGAUGAGUCUGCAGAAGAUGCAAACCCAGCCGGAGCACUGGAGGAGAUCUUGGAAAAUCCAGAACGUCUUAAGGAUCUGGACCUGGAUGCAUUUGCUGAGGAGCUUGAGAGACAGGGUUACGGCAACAAGGGAAUUACGCUUUAUGACAUCCGAGCAGAGCUGAGCUGCAGGUACAAGGACCUCAGAGUUCCCUACAGAGUUCCCAACACAGAGGAGGUUUUCAAUCUGCUCACCAAGGAAACCCCAGAGACCUUUUAUAUCGGUAAGCUAAUAACCAGUAUAGUAACUGGUAUUGCUCACCGGCGGCCUCAGGGAGAGAGCUACGACCAGGCCAUUCGGAAUGAUGCUACAGGCCUGUGGCAGUGUCCCUUCUGUCAGCAGGACAAUUUCCCCGAGCUGAGUGAGGUGUGGAAUCACUUUGACAGUGGUUCAUGUCCAGGUCAGGCCAUUGGGGUUCGGAGCAGAUUAGACAAUGGUGUCCAGGGAUUCAUUCCCACCAAAUUUCUAAGCGACAAAGUGGUCAAACACCCUGAGGAGAGGGUCAAGGUUGGCAUGACAGUUCACUGCAGAAUCAUGAAGAUCGACAUUGAGAAAUUCAGUGUUGACCUCACGUGCCGCACCUCAGAUCUGAUGGACAAGAACAACGAGUGGAAACUUCCUAAGGACAGCUACUACGACUUUGACACAGAGGCUGAGGACCAGAAACAGGAUGAAGAGCUAAAAAAGAAACAGCAACGAACACCAUAUAUAAAGCGUGUGAUUGCCCACCCCAACUUCCACAAUAUCAGUUUUAGCCAGGCAGAGAAGAUGAUGGAGACCCUGGACCAGGGAGACUUGAUCAUCAGGCCCAGCAGCAAGGGGGAGAACCAUCUAACAGUCACAUGGAAGGUUGCUGAUGGCAUCUACCAGCAUGUGGACGUGAGGGAAGAAGGCAAAGAGAAUGCAUUCAGUCUGGGCCACACCCUCUGGAUCAAUAAUGAAGAAUUCGAAGAUCUAGAUGAAAUUACUGCUCGGUAUAUUCAGCCAAUGGCCUCAUUUGCACGAGAUCUGUUGGGACAUAAAUACUUCCAGGAUUGCAACGGAGGAAACAAGGAGAAAAUGGAGGAAUUGUUGGUCCGGACAAAGCGAGAGAAGCCUACUUUCAUUCCUUACUUUAUUUCAGCUUGUAAAGACCUGCCAGGAAAGUUUAUUUUGGGCUACCAGCCUCGUGGAAAACCUCGAAUUGAGUAUGUGACCAUCACCCCGGAUGGCUUCCGCUACCGUUCGCAGAUAUUUCCUACAGUGAAUGGACUAUUCCGAUGGUUUAAGGACCAUUAUCAAGAGCCUGUGCCAGGUAUUACUCCCACCAACAGCAGCAGAACCAGAACUCCUGCAUCCCUAAAUGCAACUCCAGCCAAUAUUAAUAUUGCAGACUUAACACGAGCUGUCAACGCCCUCCCAAGAAACAUGACUUCCCAGAUGUUCAAUGCCAUCGCCGCAGUUACGGGCCAGGGCCAGAACCCCAACGCUACCCCCGCACAGUGGGGCUCCAGCCAAUACGGCUAUGGCGGCAGCACAGGAGGAGGGGGAGGGAGCUCAUCUGCUUAUCAUGUGUUCGCCACACCGCAGCAGCCCAUGACCACACCCAUGAUGACGCCCAGUUACUCCUACACAACGCCAAGCCAGCAGCCCCUGGGCACGCCACAGUAUCCAGGCUCCACCCCCCAGUCCUCGCACGUACACGCCCACCCACACCUGCCCCAUCCCAGCCACCACGGCCCGCCGAGCGGUCACCACGGCCACGCGUCCGGCACACCGUCAUCCUCUACCUCAUCCCGCGGACGAACGCCGCAGCAACAGCAGCCGCCGCAGCAACCAAAACCGAGCAGCAGCGCCUCAUCCACCGCAGUCGACUGGGGCAAGAUGGCCGAGCAGUGGCUGAAGGAGAAAGAAGCAGAGGACAGGAAGAAAGGCCAGAGGAUGACACCACGACCUUCGCCCAGCCCUAUGAUCGAGAGCACGCCCAUGUCGCUCGCUGGAGAUGCCACACCGUUGCUGGAUGAAAUGGACCGAUAGGACACAGAGGGGGUGUGAUUCACUCCCCCCUCAACCCUACUUCAUGCUUUGUACUGCCUCACUCAGAUAACCUUUCCCCCACCGCCAGUCAGCCUGUACGUUCAGCUGAUGGUCCAUUCAUGCAUUUACCUCCUGGUAUUCAUGCAGCAGUCAGUAUGGUGUCAACGUUCAUGUCACCUCAUUUCCUUCUCCUGUCAUCACAUACCAGAUGUUUUAUGUCCUCUUGCCAAUCUCCUCUAGCUGCAAACCAUUUUGCAUGCCAUGCAGAAAAGUAGUACAAAGAUAUAAAAUAAAAACACUUGAAGUAUCAGUUACAUAUGGGAAAUGGACCUACACAGACACUGACAGGCAAACUGUCCUCUUUGGUUUUGCGAAUGCUUUUAGUUUGAUCUCUGAGUGGUUUUGGCAGAAGGAAACAGUCAACAUGUGGCAUUUUGAAAACAUUUGCCAAAACAACGCUUUCCCAAGGCAAUCAGGAAAUUUAAUAUUUGUACGGAAAUGGGCCAUUAUGAAUAAAGACUUCUUUUUUCUGUUCGAACUUUAAGAUUCUGCUCGUCACAUCUCUCAAAACAAGCAUGAAUGUAACAUCUCAGACUCAUUCUGAGUUUACAGAGGGGCGGUUUCUAAAGAAGAAGUUGUAAAACUUGGGCUAAGGCUAACUGUGUUACGAUCAGCUCACAUGUUUUGGCUGCGGUAGAAAUCCUCUGAUGCCAGAUUGGAAACGGUGGCUACUCCCAGUAAUCUCGUGCUCCAUCGCAUGUCAUUGCAGAACGGAGUCACUUUUUGUUUUAAAGUUGUUGAUUUUUAAAAGGAAACAGAUGUUUGAAGUAUAGCAUCUCUAGGUUUAUUUGAACCUUGUACAUUAUAAGUAUUUGAGACUCGCUUGACCCUGAGUUACGUUUGCCUUCUCGUCAGGCGUUAUAUCACACACCAGUCUCUAACUCAGCAUGGUCAAGGUUCAGGAUUUUUCACAUCUACAGCUGUGACAUUGCAAUGGUUCAGUGCAUGAGUUAGUAUUUCUAACACUAUCGGAAGACGAUCCUUUCAGACGAGAUUCCUACCUUCCAUUUUCAUAUUCCUAAUGCUGUAAUACUCAGAACUGCACACAUUUAUUUCAGUUGAAUGAAUAUAUUAAAAAGAAGUUGUGUGCUCAUCGUUUUUUGGGGCAUUUCAAGACCGCUCUGUUUCCCUCUUGACUCGUGCAUUCACCUUUUUUUUUUAUUGAUGUCUGUUUCCCACAGUACAGACAAGCAGCACUGGUUUGUAAUGGUGUGCUUAAACCCGCAGUGUGCAAAGUAUCAUGGUCCCAUGAAAUGCAUAUCCUUUUAAAAUAACAUUGUUUUUAAGUAAGCAGACUUGGUCUGAGUUGCCCUGUCAGGUCACAAUAUUGAAGCUGUCUCUAAGGGACUGGCUGGUUGUCAGCAGUAGUUAGUUAUGGUAGAAAAAUGUCGUCUUUGACUCUGCUGAAGACCUUUUCUACCUGUGAUCUCUUUAAUAAAAGUGUUCAUAGUAAA